AUGGCUGGAAUACCUUUCAAUGAAAAUAGUCCUCGUUAUGACUGGGUUCUUGUACUCGGUGGAACGAAUGAUUUGGGAUGUCGAACAUCAGCGGAAACAAUUUUCAAUGAAGGAUUGAAAGUCAUAUAUGAUAUGGUUCUUCAACGAGUCAAUGGAACAACGAACUUAGUAGCUAUGACUCUCCUCGAAACUGGUUAUUAUCCACCAGGCGACAUCCACGAUCGAGAAAGACAAAAGUUAAAUGAAAUGAUUCGAAAUUAUGUAUCGAAUUGUCAAGAUCAGGACAGAAUAUGUCUUGUUGACCUUGACAAAAGUAUUCCGUAUCACGGUAUCAAAGACGUAAAAAAUCUUUGGGAUGAUAUGAUUCAUUUGACACCCGCUGGAUAUGAUCGAAUGGCCACAAUCAUUUUUCAAGAAAUUUCAAAAGAAAUCAACCAGUGA
Rotaria sp. Silwood1 is the source of this 441-nucleotide messenger RNA. The record is from the annotation of a GenBank genome assembly. NCBI's taxonomy places the organism in Eukaryota, Metazoa, Rotifera, Eurotatoria, Philodinida, Philodinidae.